Molecule: messenger RNA, 1785 nt
Organism: Danaus chrysippus (African queen)
Lineage: Eukaryota; Metazoa; Arthropoda; Insecta; Lepidoptera; Nymphalidae
Source: the annotation of a GenBank genome assembly
AUGACACUUAAAAAUGACGAGUUGCAAGUACACAAUAAAAGGUUACGUUUUAAGAACGUAACCAAUAUACAACAUUGCUCCGGUGAUAUCCCUGAUAGAAGUGGAAAGGGGCCAAAAAUCAAAGAUGGUGAUAAAAGCGCUUCUCUUGUUACAUUCUUGCACGUUGAACUUACUCGCGGCUAUUUACUUGAACACGAUGAAGAAAGGUUUUCGGCGCGAAGAGAAAAAGUUUAUUCUUUCAUCAAAAUCCCACAAGAACUGGAAAAAUUUAUGGCAUAUGGAUUUUUCCAAUGUGCAGAUUCCCUGUUAUUUGUUUAUACUUUUUUACCAUUAAGAUUUGUUAUGGCAUUCUGGUCAUUUUUCACCAGACUCUUUAGACAGUGCUUUGGGUUUAAUUCACAAAAAAAGCAGAGUAUAUUGAAGCCGGCUGAGACAUGUGAUGUACUUAAAGGUUCUAUAUUAUUAGUAUGUAGUAUAUUAAUGUGCUAUAUAGAUACAAACAUGAUGUAUCAUCUAGUGAAAAGUCAAAGUGUUAUGAAGCUGUAUAUAUUUUAUAAUAUGUUGGAAGUCGGAGACAGAUUGUUCUCUGCUUUUGGUCAAGACACAAUUGAUGCUCUCUUUUGGACAGCCACAGAACCACGGGACAGAAAAAGGGAACACCUCGGACUCAUUCCUCAUUUAAUAUUUGCUAUCAUAUAUGUCUUUCUUCACAGUUUAUUAGUACUGUUCCAAGCGACAACACUCAAUGUGGCUUUUAAUUCCAAUAACAAAAGUCUUCUUAUCAUUAUGAUGUCAAACAAUUUUGUGGAGUUAAAAGGCAGUGUAUUUAAGAAGUUUGACAAGAAUAAUCUCUUCCAAGUAUCAUGCAGUGAUGUGAGAGAGCGUCUUCAUUUGUCCGUGUUGCUUUUUAUAGUAGUCUUACAAACUAUGAAGGAGUAUAUGUGGAAAGAGGAGAGAUUCUGGAUAUUGGCACCCGAUUGUGUACUCGUUUUAACAUUUGAAGUUAUCAUUGACUGGGUUAAACAUGCUUUUAUAACCAGGUUUAAUGAAAUACCAUAUGGUGUGUACCGUGAGUACACGGUGAGUUUGGCGUAUGACGUUGCCCAAACUCGUCAGAAGUAUGCAUUCAGUGAUCAUUCAGAUCUUGUUGCAAGGCGUAUGGGUUUCAUACCACUACCACUUGGAGUUGUUAUAACGAGAGUUUUAGUACAUGCCGUUAAAAUUGAUGGCCUGGCAGCGAUACUUUUGAUAUUCAUAGCAUAUCUAUGUCUAAUAUCAAUAAGAAUUCUAAUAUCCAUUGUGAUACUCGGCAAGGCCUGUGAUCUGAUCACACAACAUCAGAAUGACAAGAGUGAUAGCCAUCACGCAACGCCUAAGAAAGAACAAAAAGAUUUUAAGGAUGCAUCACAUAAAACAGGUGAAUGUGACACAACUUCGGAAAAGAAGGCUAUGCAGUUGAAAAUUGUAGUGCCGGAAAAUGUUAUGAUCGAGCCACUUGUUGAUGCUUCGGUUGGAGCGGCGGCAAUAUUCUCAAACAGCGCUAUAGAUUUGAACGGAGUCUGUUAUCUUAAUGAUAAAAUGAAUGUCCAAGUCAAACAGGAACCUGAAGAUUUUAUUGAACCGGAAUUGGACGUUAGCCGGAGUGCUCCGGAUAUAAAAGCAGCUGCUGCUGCUAUAGAAGAGUCAGUCGAGAGGCCGCAGUCGCCGGACGCGGACGGCCUCAAGCGACGCGCUGAGUCCGAACCGAACCUAGCAAAAAACGACGAACAGGAGAACACCAUGUAA